Phalaenopsis equestris is the source of this 453-nucleotide messenger RNA. RefSeq lists its product as uncharacterized. Bases 1 to 453 code for a protein of 150 amino acids. NCBI's taxonomy places the organism in Eukaryota, Viridiplantae, Streptophyta, Magnoliopsida, Asparagales, Orchidaceae. The transcript has a single exon. The record is from RefSeq and is a predicted model, not a curated record.
AUGGCUUCCUCAAGCAGGGCUAUUGCCAGCCUCCUGUCCUUAAUGGCUUUGGCAAGCCUACCAAUUACUUCAGCGGUCUCCAUUCCUAUAGCUACUCCCAGUUCUCUACUAAGCGGGGACUAUUUGAGGCCGGACGGCCGCAUUAUUCGCUCCGGCUUUAGACUUGUGAUGCGCGACAGGGACUGCAAGCUCGUUUUGUAUGACCAUUCCUUCCACAAGAUCUGGCAAUCAGAAAACAACGGGGGCGGCAAAGCCUGCAGGGCGGGAUUGGAACAUCAUGGCACACUCAUCAUUCUUAAUCGAAAAAAUGAAAAAGUCUGGAAGAGCGAAAACCGUCAUCAUCAAGGCACGUAUCCAUAUGAGGUCUUCAUCAAUGACAGAAACGCUGCUGUAGAGAUCAGAGACAAAUUUCAUUACAUUAUGUGGUCCUCCAAAGAUCAUAUCAAACCUUAA